GGCAUAUAGAGAAGUGCAGAGGAGAGCAACAGGCAGUCGUCUCUGGAGAGAGUCUGAGAGAAAUGCUCAGUCCACUGACAACAACUCAAAAUCUGGACAGUAAGGAAGAGGGAGGUUUUUCAUACUGCUGCCUGCCCUGGGGCCUCAUAAAUAAUCUGCCUUCCUCACAGCUAUGCCUGGACCACAAACUAAACAAAGGAAAAAGUUUAUUUACUACAUGUAGUCUGAUUUGCACAUGUACACUGUAAUUUAUCUAUACCUGACCAUCUUUAACCUGCUGGACUCAAGAAUAAAACUUACAGGUUCCUCACUGUCCUGUCUUUUUUAACUUGUGGAAGUUGUAAUUCUUUAACAGGAGUUUAACUUGACAAGAUGCUGCCAAUUUUCUUCGUGACAUGGUGGGUUGGGGCGUUCCUUGGAAUCGUAGGAGGUCAGUCCCAAUCUCAGCAACAGUCCCAGACUGAGGACUCAAACCCCUGGAGACAGAGGAUUCAGUGGGAGAAUAAUGGACGUGUAUACAGUCUUCUCAACAGUGGGGCAGAAUAUGUCCCUGCUCAGGCUCAUGAACGAGACAGGAACCACAGAGUUUUUCUAGCUGAUGCUCCCAACCAUAGAUCACAGGGUGGGAAUGUUCGCAGGCAAGCACCUUCUAGAGGAAUCUCCGAGACUUUGAGAGGUCAAGCCAGACAUCCUUUUGGAUUCGGGCAGGUGCCGGACAACUGGCGUCAAGGUACAGCAGGGGCAAGUGAAACAAGUCGCUUCCAGUCAUCUCCCAGCACUCGCUUUAGAGUGUCCUCUGGCUCAUCCUCCUCCUCAUCAUCCUCUUCUUCAUCCUUAAACGUUCCAUCUUAUCCACAGUUCCCAUUACCUCAACAGCCUCCUUAUGGUUCUCCCUAUGACUCAGGUUUGGACAGGGCGUAUGAACCACCCUUCCGUGGAAUAGGGUUUUCUUCAGGCACUAGUGGUGGCUUCACUGGAGGAGGGUAUGGAGGGGGUGCAUACUCUACUGGCAGUUUUGGAGGAGGAAGCUAUACAGGAGUGGGUCCAGCACCUGACGAGAGGUAUCGCCACUUUCCCCCUCACAGUCAGCCAUACCCAGCUCUUCCUGCCCAACCUGAACAGCCACAAAUCGCAGAUGGAUUGGACCACAGAUACACACAAAGUCUGUACAAUGAGGACAAUCGAGAUGCUGGUAAUGCUGCAGUACCUGUCUCUAAUGGUGCACCGACCAGUAUGGGGUCAGCAGCAUACCAGCCUGCAGUACAAAGUCCUCAGUACGAGCAGUUCCCACCCUUCGGAAGGCCCCAGCCACAGCCUCCAUUCAUGCAACCACCUCCACGGAACCCUCUCGUCUCCAACAAUGCAGAGAGCACCAGCAUCAAUGUCGGGAGUGUUUAUCGUCCGCAGCAAAGAGGUUUACCUGACCUGGUUCCUGACCCAAACUAUGUGCAAGCUUCUACAUACAUUCAAAGAGCCCACAUGUACUCCUUGCGCUGUGCUGCAGAGGAGAAAUGUUUGGCCAGCUCGGCCUACAAUGAUGAUACAACAGACUAUAAUGUCAGGGUUCUUCUGCGGUUCCCUCAAAGAGUGAAGAACCAAGGGAUGGCUGAUUUCAUGCCCAACCGACCUCGACACACCUGGGAGUGGCACAGCUGUCACCAACAUUACCACAGUAUGGAUGAGUUCAGUCACUAUGACCUGCUAGAGGUGAGCACUGGCCGUAAGGUGGCAGAGGGACACAAGGCGAGCUUCUGUCUGGAGGACACCACCUGUGACUUUGGUCACCUGAAACGUUACGCUUGUACUUCACAUACCCAGGGUCUCAGCCCAGGUUGCUAUGACACAUACAAUGCAGAUAUUGAUUGUCAAUGGAUUGACAUCACUGAUGUUCAGCCAGGAAACUAUAUACUGAAGCUCCAGGUUAACCCUAAGUACUUGGUGCUGGAAUCUGACUUCACCAACAAUGUAGUAAGGUGCAAUAUCCACUACACAGGGCGCUUUGUCAAAACAACAAAUUGCAAAAUCUCCCAGUCAUGAUUUGCCAUGUCUGGGCAGCUUAGUGUGGAGGAAUCUCCAGUGGAGUGCUGUUCCAUUGCAAUGUGAAUGGAAUUUCUGGUGUUAUUGUGAUUGUUUAUUGUAUUUUUUUUGGUUCUUGUUUAUGUGCUUUUACAGUCCUGUUAGCCCAUUGUGAACCUGGGUUCAGCUUGUGCCAAGAGGAAUGAGCACACAUACUGACACACACACUCAUUCAAACACACACAUACACACACACAUGUUGGUGUGGUUAUCCUUAUGAGGACUCUCCAUAGACAUAAUGAUUUUUAUACUGUACAAACUAUAGAUUCUAUACCUUAAGCCAAACCCUACCCCUAAACCUAACCCUCACAAAAAACGUUUUGCAUUUUUACAUUUUCAAAAACUAUUUAAUUUAGUAUGUUUUUUAAGUGAUUUGAAUUAUUGGAACACUAGAAAUGUCAUCAUAAACCACAAAUAUAGCAUAAUACCCUUGUAAUUACCAGUUUUUAACCUAAAAAUAGAUGUCACCCAAACCUGCCCACGCACAUACAACACACUGAGUUAUUCCAUAGUCCACAGCACAUGGCAGACCAACGUUUGUUUUCUAUGCAGCCAACACAUUAACCCCCAUUUUUCAUUAAAGACACACACACACACACACACAUACACACACAUGUUGGUGUGGUUAUCCUUAUGAGAAAUCUCCAUAGACAUAAUGAUUUUUAUACUGUACAAACUAUAGAUUCUAUACCCUAAGCCAACACAGCCAACACAUUAACCCACAUUUUUCAUUAAAGACACACACACACAUACACACACACACACACACACACACACACUCCCCAAUUACUGUAAGUCUAAAUCCUUUAAGACCCCAUGAAAUUGGCAAUAUGACCAUGCAGGAAAUCGACAUGCUGCUUCCGAAUGUCAAUGUACCCUAAAAUCAACCCAGUUUCCAAAAUUACUGAGAAGCGUGCCAUGAAAAGCAUGGCGUGUUCAAACAUGUUCACCCUUCUCUGUGGCGCUACUGAUACUCCUAGACACAAUUGAAACCAAGAAGUAAUCGUGUUCACUUUGAAACACAGGUUCUGGUCCCAUGGAAACCAGGAAGUAAUCACAUUCCCAUAAACAAUGGUGAAUGCUAUUCGGAGGUUAUAUUUUUACUCUACUGAUGGUUAGGUUUAGGGUUGGGUUUGGGUUUGGGUUUGGGUUAGGGAGUAGGGUCAAUAAAAUAUGCAUUCUUGUUGACCUUUGGAUAAUUUACAACAAAAAAUACAACUCGCUUUUUUUUGCCAUGCUGUUGACAUUUCAACUAAAUAACUCUUCCAGCUUCGACCGCUUUGAAAAAAGAAAGAAAAUACAUUUGGCUUGAGUCAUGAUUUGCUACUUGUUUUUGGCAGGGGCAGGUGGUAUUAGGGAAAUUAUCAUUCUAGAAGCAUUUAAUUAGACAAAAUCUGUACAUUUUAAAUGCGUAUAUCUGGUAAAAGUACAUUUUGUCAAUAUUUUGGAGUACUCUAGGAUAUAGAGGGCCUCAAACAUAUUAGACAUGGGCCAAAACCACAAACUCUACUUUUUUUUCAUGGGGUCUUUAGCCAUGUUUUAGAGUGGUUAAAUGUAAAUUCCAAACAUUGCUGAAAUGCAAAGUCAGGCCAGGUAUGGCACUGUGAGGAAACAAGUGGAUCAAAAGAGUGCUACCACCACCUUUGAUAAACCGGUAUGGUCCAGUGUCUGGAAAAACAAUGUCGGAUAGUUACAUUUGUUUACAAACUUUAUUGUUAACAUUCAAAACAACACUAUGCUAAUUGAAUGAGCACAGACAGAUUUGUAUAUUUCAGAAUGUCUAAUUACACCACCAAAAUAGACACAGGAAAAGUUACAUUUCCAAAUACAUGUGCAUCACAACUCAAAACCAAUUCACACAUACACAGAUAAUGAACUAAUUUAGAUAUACUAAUAAUACAAAUUCAAACGGUGGAUAAAUGAAGUACAAUUCCGUCAAUUAAAGAACCACAAUAUCAGUCCUAUAAGAAGGGAGAAAAAGUGUGAGAUAAAGGUAUUAUUUACCAGAAAAUGAAAAUUAUCUCAUCAUUUUCUCAGCCUCAUGCCAUCCCAGAUGUGUAAAACUUUUUUUAUUUUGCUGAACACAAAUUCAAACUUUAGAAGAAUAUUUCAGCUCUGUAGAUCCAUACAAUGCAAGUGAAUGGGAACCAAAAAAUGUUUAACUCCAAAAAACAGAUAAAGUCAGAAUAAAAGUAAUCCAUAAAUUACCAUUUAAACAUGUCAUUAAUGUGAAUCAGCGCUUAGGUCCGUAGAGAACUUUUUACUAUCAAUCACCUCAAUUUCCCAUCAAUCUUUUGUUUUUGCGAUUCACAUUUUUCAUGCAUAUUGCCACCUACUGGGCAUGGAGUGGAAUUUAAAUAUUAAAUAUUAAAUCUGUCCCACCCACAGUUAUCAUUUCGCUUAUGAAGAUAUAUAUUCUUAGGGAUUACUUUUCAUUAUGGAGCUUCAAAAUUUUGGUACCUCUAUUGUGACCUACAUAGCUCAAAUAUUCUUCUAAAAAUCUACAUUUGUGUUCAGCAGAAGAAAGAAAGACAUGCACAUCUGGGAUGGCAUGAGGUUGAAUAAAUGAUGAGAAAAUGAUCAUUUUGGGGUGAACAAUCCCUUUAAGAGGUGGGAACAAGAUACUUAUCAGCACCAAGCCAGUCUCACAUACUGUCCAAAGUGGCAAACAAUAUCACAAACCAUCCACGCACAGGCUCAGCAGGUAAAAAGAAUCGCCACCAUAUUGGUGUAUCAGUAAACAUGCCCACUUAAAAUCCUCAAUCAUUACAGCACUAUACAACUCUCUAUAUAUAAUUCAAAUUAGGAGAAAUCAAAGAUAUUCUAGAGUAGGGUAGAAAGUUCAGCAACUGGAAGCAAUCCUUCUUUCCCUCUUCCCCCAAGACUCUUUCUUUGUUCUGUGCCACUUUAGCAAAGGUGCAAUACUGGGGGAAAAAUAUGUCUGAGAGAACAACCAGCCUGUCAAUAAUUACAUUUAUCAAUUCGGUAAAAUGUAGAUUUAGCUUGAAUUAAGGGGCUGGAAAAAAUGGCUUUUUGAAUGGCACUUUGAAUAAAAAGCCUUGUAUGUAAAAUCUGACAGCAGCACUGAGUUUAUCAAAGUGUACCUUUUGUUCCUUAGUCUUUACCUUGCUGUAAUUUAGAUGUGGUUGUAAUGUUGCCUUUUAUGUCAAUUUUCAAAAAAAUCAGGAUAUACUUGAGAAGGUCCCCUUACAAGUGGAUGCUUAUGUGACAGUAUGGCUUGAAUUUGGUUUUCAAUUAUUACGCAGAGCAAGGAAUUAACUACAACUGAGAUGUUAAGCUUGUAAACCUUUUUGUUGUGGAUGCUUGUUUUAAUGUGGAAUGUAUCUACAGUAUUAUGUCUUAAAGGAACAGUUCACCCAAAAAUGAAAAAAAUCAUGUUGUUCCAAAGCAUACAUAGCACAUGAGUCGAGUUCAUUUGUAGUGCUUUUCUAGUGUUUUUUGUCCUUUUUUGAGCUCAACAUAGUGGUGACUUAUGGACUGGAGUUGCAUACAAUAAAUCUGUGUACAGAUUCUUCACAAUUCUGAUUUUGGGUUCCACAGACACAACAGCUUAGGUUUGGAAUGACAUGACAGUUAUAGUAAAUAAAAACUACAUUUUCAUAUUUGAGUGAAUGGUUCCUUUAAACUGCCAACACUGGUCAGAUGCCACAGGUCACUAUUUGCUUUAUAUGAUACAGUUAACCAUCUGAUGCAUGCUAUUAGUUAGGUAGGAAAUGAAUUAAUUGUUUCUGUUUGUAUUCAAUACUCUGUUCUUAUGUACUGUGUGGGAGUAAAAUACUGUACUUGCUGUGGUACAUUCCAGGAAUUCAUAUUUCUUUGUAUCUGAAAUCUAGAUGUAUUCCAAGAUUUGUUAAAUAGCCAAGCUGUGGCAGAAAACAACCUAGAUGAUACUACUGUUGCAGAGCUAACAUUGCAUAACUUGAUGUUACUAACAAACUUCAUACCAUCCAUACCUACCUCGGAAAGAGAAAUUAAUGUUUUCAGUUCCCUAGUACACUACACUUGAAGGGACACUAUAUAACAAACUUACAACAUCUGCAAAUCCACAUUAUAUGCUAAAAAGCAGCUAUUAUAAUUAGCUGCAAGUGUUCUAACAAGCUUUCUGUGGGGUCAUAUUAUUGUCAACAUGAGAUAUACAAUGUAAAUGGAAUGUAUGUUGUUUGUCUUUGCAUGAUGCUCUUCAAAAAAAGACUGUGUCUCGUUUGGAAGGCUGUGUCCUCAGGAGGUCGCAUUUGUUGGCUGCAUACGUCAUUGAGGCUCUCUCAUUUCAGAAAAGUGAGUGGGACACUCUGAAUGCAGCCUUUGAAUGUGACCUUCUUUCAUGGGAAUUCGGAGGACGCAUGAGGUGAAUCCUUCGUGGGCACUCACAUCCCACAAUUCUUAUUUUCAACGAAAAUGUCUAUUCCCCAGUAAAUAUGAUGUUCAAAUGCAACUAAUGUUAAUUCCCAAGUUGAAGUACCUCAGUAGAUAGGUGCAGAGUAUAUCAUAUGUAUAAUUAUAUUAAUAUAUAAUUAAAAUUAAGUACUAGACUAAAAGUACACCUGUAAAAUCUAUUUUCCUUUCUCUCUACAUCAUUAUAAUUCGCCUAAAUUGUACUUCAUACAUUCCCUCGCGAUCAAGCGCUCGUGCUUGUUAAAGAGUGGUGUGCUAUCUUAGCAACCACAUUACGUUACGUUUCCAUUUGUACAACGAAGGCCAUCUCGUUUAAACGAUGCUUGUUUAAAGGAGUACACUCGGUAUACUGCAGCCUUCAAAGGAAGCAUCCUACCAAGCACGCAGCCUUCGAAACAAGACACAGACAUAGCAAGUGGAUUCCUUCCUGUAGUGAGCAAUUCUGUAAUUCACUCCACCUGGUUUCUAUUAAAAAUAUCCAGAUUAAAUGCAGAACAGACUUUCUGUUUUAUUGUAUCCCUUUAUAUCGUGUAUAAAUCAUUAUUAUAAUGACUGUUUUAAAAUAUAGACAAAAAUAUAGAUAGAUCUAGUUUUGUGGUCCAAGACAGGUGCACACAUCAUUACCACACAUCAAUCUCUAUGUGUUGUUGUCAUCAUUGUUGUUGUUGGUUGUUGUUGUGUUGUUGUUGGUUUUCUGAACAUUUGUCGUAGUUUAUCUGAAUCUAAAUAAAGACUAAAGUGUA
Messenger RNA from Xyrauchen texanus (razorback sucker), 7232 nucleotides. Its product is annotated as lysyl oxidase homolog 1-like. Gene Ontology annotation, biological process: peptidyl-lysine oxidation. The coding region runs from base 373 to 2037 and encodes 554 amino acids. The record is from RefSeq and is a predicted model, not a curated record. NCBI's taxonomy places the organism in Eukaryota, Metazoa, Chordata, Actinopteri, Cypriniformes, Catostomidae. Gene Ontology annotation, molecular function: copper ion binding; protein-lysine 6-oxidase activity. The transcript has 7 exons.